UUCACUCACGGAUGCCAAUAACGCAAAAAAGGAAAAAACAAAUCCACACACACAAAGAGACAUGCAUAUAAAUCAAUAAAUCAACUUCUACUACUCUUUCAACAAACACAUAAUAGGCCAUCUUUUUUUUCUCAUUCAGAAACCAGAUUGAUCCCAGAAUCCUUGUUUGGUUUUGAAUGGAAAAGGGGGUUAUUGAUCUCAUACUAGUCCCAAGUGGUCUUCUUGUAAUGGCAAUAUACCAUUUCUGGCUUCUUCGUAGAGUUCUGAAGCACCCCACCAAAACCACUAUUGCUGUCAAUGAAAUCAGUAGACGUCUCUGGGUUGAAACUAUGAUGGAGGAUAUACCAAGGCAUGGGGUUCUGGCAGUGCAAUCCUUGAGGAACAACAUAAUGGCUUCAACCCUUUUGGCCACCGCCGCCAUAUCGCUUUCUUCCCUCAUAGCCAUAUUAAUGGUCGGCGGCGGCGGCGGCGGCAACUAUGGUGGCUACUACCACAAAGGAGAAACCAAGAGCCUUGUCUCGGAGGCCUAUGGUGAUAGAAUAAGUGAUUACAUUUUGUCCUUGAAGUUCUUCGCCAUGUUGUUGUGCUUCUUGCUCUCAUUCAUGUUCAAUGUUCAAUCAAUAAGGUACUAUAACCAAGCAAGCAUCCUCAUUAACGUACCCUUCAAGAAAGUGCCGUCGUCGCCGACGCCGACACUGAGCCUCAGACUUGGGAUGUUAAAUGUCACCAAGAUUUUCAACAAGGGGAGCUAUUUUUGGUCUCUAGGAUGGCGGGCCUUUAUGUGGCUUUUGGGACCAAUUCCGAUGUUUGUUUCAUGCAUUGUCCUAGUCUUCAUUUUGUACUUCUUGGAUUCUACCUUUGAUUGUGGAUGGCAAGGGGGUGACAAUAACGAGGUGCAUAAGAACUACAAUGUUGACAUGGAAGUUGGUAUGGGGGCCAAUUGAUAUAUGGAACCUUAUGAUCCCUAAUUGGCCAAUGCCAUAUGAAAACUCUUGUGCAUGCAAUAGUUCUGCUUUUGGGUAAUUUUUCCGGCCUUUUGCGUCAAUAAUUUCACUUCUUUAACAACAUAUAGGGCAAAUUGCAUGCACCAAAA
Arachis ipaensis is the source of this 1093-nucleotide messenger RNA. RefSeq lists its product as uncharacterized. Lineage: Eukaryota; Viridiplantae; Streptophyta; Magnoliopsida; Fabales; Fabaceae. The record is from RefSeq and is a predicted model, not a curated record.